AACUAAAAAUAAUUAUUUGAUAGCAAUAUUUUUUUCUGAAAUUCUAGAAAGAAGAAAAUUGUAAUAGGUUAUAUGACAAUAAUUUACCUUCUAAAUCUUAAACAAAAUUGUAAAAGAGUAUUUAAUAUUAUUUUUUAUUUUUAAUUGUAAAUAAAAUGAAGAUUAUAAAAUAUAAUGUUUUCUUUUUUAAAAAAAACUAGCAAAAUAAAAAUUUAAAGACUUAUUUAAUAAAACAUUAAAUUACUGCAUAAGAACAUGUAUAAUGUUGUCAUUGAUUCGAUUUGUGUAUUUAACUUUCAUUUCUUUUUACUUUUCAUUUCUUAUUUCGGAUUGUGUUCAGUUUAAAUGUUUAUGUAUAGUAGUUUCUCUAAUCAUUAGUAUAAAGUUUAUAACAACUCAUCUAUGCACCAUAAUUAUAAAAUACAAAUAUUAACUUGAACUUAUGUGUGAAAACGGUUUUUAAUUAUAAAAUAAAUCUCAAACAACAUAUGCAAAAAAUAAUCAUAAUACUAUAAUAAAAUGAUUUAUUAUUUUAUGGUUUUAAUUAAAUUAAAACAUCAAACAAAACUCGUUGCAACACAACGUGCUCAUAUCUUGUAUCAAAUAAUUUUGGACCAUUUUCAAUUUGAUUUAUUAUUUAUUAUUUUUUUUAUAUAAAUAUAUAGAUUUAUAAAAAAAAUUGGGCUCCUAUACUAUUAUUACACGGGGGACACGACCAUACAAUAAAAAAUAUCUUGAAUGGCGUUGACCCGUAGCGGUGUAUCCGUAACGCUCAUGUAAACGCCAUACUAAAAGCUUAUUACCUUCACAUUAAGGGCGUUUACGGAACGCGGUUUCCUGCGUUUCCGCCGCUGGUUUUCAAUUUUACCGCGGAGGAUCAACCGUUGUUUUUGCAGACACCGAGACUUGCCACGGAAGUAAAGAUGAUUAAGUUUGGGGAAACGGUUGAAAUUGUUCUUCAAGGGACGAAUUUAGGUGGUGGUGGAAUCGAUCAUCCCAUGCAUUUGCAUGGUUUUAGCUUCUAUAUCGUUGGUUUUGGGUUUGGUAACUAUAACGUAACGAAAGAUCCGUCGACGAAGUAUAAUCUCAAAGAUCCUCCGUAUAGAAAUACGGCGACUGUGCCAAGAAGCGGUUGGGUCGCUAUCAGAUUCACAGCUAACAAUCCUGGGGUUUGGUUCAUGCAUUGUCACUUUGAUAGACAUCUCACGUGGGGUAUGAACGUUGUCUUCAUUGUCAAGAACGGCAGAGGAAUAAACCAGCAGAUGCUGCCUCCACCGCCUGACUUGCCGCCUUGUUACUAAUAAUUCAAUUGUUACCAAUUUGAGUGUAAUGAAAGUCACUGUAACUGAUGUAAUAAACUAAAUUUACCAAAGAUAUAAUUCUAAAAUUUUGUGUUAUAAAA
This is a messenger RNA of Brassica napus (rape), 1402 nucleotides long. RefSeq names its product laccase-15-like. The coding region runs from base 924 to 1301 and encodes 125 amino acids. The transcript is spliced from 2 exons. Gene Ontology annotation, molecular function: oxidoreductase activity; copper ion binding. NCBI's taxonomy places the organism in Eukaryota, Viridiplantae, Streptophyta, Magnoliopsida, Brassicales, Brassicaceae. The record is from RefSeq and is a predicted model, not a curated record.